Molecule: messenger RNA, 1859 nt
Organism: Cololabis saira (Pacific saury)
Lineage: Eukaryota; Metazoa; Chordata; Actinopteri; Beloniformes; Belonidae
Gene: dmrt2a
Product: doublesex and mab-3 related transcription factor 2a
Exons: 4
Coding region: 156-1676 (506 amino acids)
Biological process (GO): sex differentiation; regulation of transcription by RNA polymerase II
Cellular component (GO): nucleus
Molecular function (GO): RNA polymerase II cis-regulatory region sequence-specific DNA binding; DNA-binding transcription factor activity, RNA polymerase II-specific
Source: RefSeq, a predicted model, not a curated record
GAACCGCUCUCCGCCUGACCUGCGCUCAUCCCGCUGAUUAACAGCCAAUUAACAACCAAUUAACAGCCAAUUAGGGCUCCGGGCGGGAGUGUGGCCCGCGCAUGUAAUUCAUCAGAGCCAACGACGCGCUGCGACUCUGCUGGAUCUCUGGAGACAUGUCGGACACCGCCGGCUGUGAGUUUGAGAUCGACGUGGAGAGUCUGGAGACGGAGAGCGACGACGCGCUGGAGCCCUGCAGCCGCCCCGGGGACGAGGGCGCCGGCGGCGCCGAGGGCUCCGGCAAGCCGGGGGACGAGCCGGGAGAGCAGCCGGGGCCCCGCGGCCUGAGCUCCGGCGACCACAGGAAGCUGAGCCGCACGCCCAAGUGUGCGCGCUGCCGCAACCACGGCGUGGUGUCCUGCCUGAAGGGCCACAAGCGCUUCUGCCGCUGGAGGGACUGCCAGUGCGCGAACUGCCUGCUGGUGGUGGAGAGGCAGCGGGUCAUGGCGGCGCAGGUGGCGCUGCGGCGGCAGCAGGCGACGGAGGAUAAGAAAGGGAUCUCUGGGAAACAAAUUCCAGCAGAGAGGAGGAUUUAUCAGCGACACAUUCGACCGUCCACCAUGCUCGCUAAAAGCAUCCUUGAAGGAUACCGUCCGGUGCAGCCCGACCCGUUCCUGGCAGCCAACUCGUCUCUCCCUCCACCGCUGAGCGAUCGCAUGAGGAAGAGACGGGCCUUCGCUGACAAGGAGCUGGAGAACAUCAUGCUGGAGCGCGAGUACAAGGAACGAGAGCUUCUGGAGGGCAACCAGACGGCCAGCAACCCACUCCUGUUCCCCGGCGGCCUGGCUCACCGCGCGGCCGAGUACGGCUCUUACAAGACGGCGUACUCGCCGGCGUCGCAGGUGGAGCCCCAGCCCAACUUCCUGGGCCCCAACUGCCUGGAUCUGUCCAUGCAGUACUCCGCCGGAGCCGCCAACGUGGAGCUCAUCUCCUCCAACGUCAGCGUGGCCACCACCUACCGCCAUUACCCCCUGCAGCCGUCGCGCGGCGGCUUCAUGAUGUGGCCCCGCGCUUCCAGCAGCCUGGGCGACGCCCUGCUCUACCAGCAGUGUCUGUUCAACGCCACGGCGGUACAGAACAUGAAGCCGGGCGCCGUCUGGGAGCCCAAGGCCAUGCCUGCCGAGAGCCAGCCGCCGGAGCAGGAGACGGCGGCCGCUCUCAGCGCUAAGGUGGAAGGAUCCCGAGCCGCCGCCCCGCAGGACUCACCGGCUUCCCAGCGGUCAGACCUGAAACCCCCCGGCGGCCCCCCGGGGGGCCAGAGGGAGUGCUCGGCCUUCUCCCCACCCAGGAGGAGCUCCAGCCAGGUCCUGAACAAGCUGAGCAGCAAGGACAGACUCUCCAUGAAGAUCAACUCCUUCCACUCCCUCCUCCAGAACUCUCUGAGCGAGAAGAGCGGCGCCGGGUCCGGGCCGGAGCUCCGGGCUCCGUACUGCAAAGAGCUGCUCGAGGAGGCGGCUCGCAGGUUCAGGGAGGGAACUCCCAAGGACAUUCAGGCGGCAAAAAUCACAAACCGCUAUGGCAAAGACUUUCUCUCCAAACCUGUGGGGACCAAGAUGGCGUCCGGCGAGUCGCUGUCGUUCUCUGUGGAAGCCAUUCUGAAGCGGCCGGCGCCCGUCAUGAGUCGAGCGUUCCACUGACGAAUCCACGGGUCUUCUGUUGCGCUGUAAACAUCACGUUUGUCUCCCCGAGGAGAUUAACGGUGACCCACGUUCACGUGCAGUUUCUCUUCUAUUACUUGUGCAUGUUUGAAUAACUUUAUUGAGUAGAGUAUUUAAACAUUAUCCCAUGUUUUUUCCCUCAUGUCAAUAAACUUUAUAAGA